Molecule: messenger RNA, 1703 nt
Organism: Cucurbita pepo subsp. pepo (vegetable marrow)
Lineage: Eukaryota; Viridiplantae; Streptophyta; Magnoliopsida; Cucurbitales; Cucurbitaceae
Gene: DAL1
Product: E3 Ubiquitin ligase family protein
Biological process (GO): organelle organization; protein ubiquitination
Molecular function (GO): ubiquitin-protein transferase activity
Source: RefSeq, a predicted model, not a curated record
GGAUAGAGCGCCAUAGGAUGUUUCUCUCGCCAGUGGCCGCACCUGAGAGCAACACGGUCGAUUGAAUUGAACUCAGUUCCCAACCCUUAAUCACUUCCUUCACCCAUACUUCAUCCAAUUUUCCUUACCAGAUUUCAAUCAUUCUGCAAUCCAAUCGAGAAUUCCACCUCCGAAGACCCCAAAUUCCUCUGCAGUUCCGUCCCUCUUCCCGCGAGAAAAAACCGUUGCCGAAUUUUGAUGUUUCCUCGUUCAAUUUCUGUGGCUCUGUUGCUUCGGCUCUGUCGUUUAUACGUAUUAUGAAGAGUAGUACAUGGUUCGAGAUCUGAAAUUGGAAUCUACUACUACCUGUUGAGGAUGCUUCCGUGGGGAGGUCUUAGUUGCUGUUUGAGUGCAGCUGCUCUCUAUCUUCUUGGAAGGAGUAGUGGCCGGGAUGCGGAGUUACUGAAAUCUGUUACGAGGGUCGAUCAGUUGAAGGAACUGGCUCAAUUGCUUGAGGCUGAAUGUGUAGUACCUCUGGUUGUUGCAAUUUCUGGGAGAGUAAGCUCUGAUACACCAAUAAAUUGCGAGUUUAGUGGGCUGCGGGGAGUAAUUGUGGAGGAAACGUUCUGUUUUUUUCCCCCUCAGGCAGAACAACACUUUCUGAAGCACAACGAUGCAGGAUCAUGGAUUCAGGAUUCUGCACUGAUGCUCUCCAUGAGCAAAGAAGUUCCUUGGUAUCUGGAUGAUGGGACUGGUCGUGCAUUUGUGGUGGGAGCUCGAAGUGCCACAAGUUUUAUAUUACCAGUAGUGAGUGAGAUAUUUGAAGAGUCUGGCAGAUCUCUUAUGCGUGGAACCUUAGAUUAUCUCCAAGGUCUUAAGAUGCUUGGAGUUAAGCGAAUAGAGCGUGUACUACCAACUGGCACUUCCUUGACUGUCGUUGGUGAGGCUGCCAAAGAUGACAUUGGUACUAUUAGAAUACAACGACCACACAAAGGGCCAUUUUAUGUCUCCCCAAAGACAAUCGAUCAACUCAUAAGCAAUCUUGGGAAGUGGGCCAGGUGGUACAAGUAUGCUUCCCUGGGUUUGAGCAUAUUUGGUUUGUAUCUCGUCACAAAGCAUGCUAUUCUUUAUCUCUUGGGGAGAAGGCGUCGCUGGAAAUAUCAGAAAAGGGUCCUAGCUGCAGCUGCCAAGAGAUCAAACCAAGCAAAUGAAGGGGAAAAUGAUACGACUAACAAUGGAUCAGAUGGUACGAAGAGAGACCGUUCAAUGCCAGAUCUUUGUGUAAUAUGUCUUGAGAGAGACUACAACGCCGUUUUUGUCCCGUGCGGCCAUAUGUGCUGCUGUAUAGCGUGUUGUUCACAUUUAACAAACUGUCCACUCUGUCGUCGACGAAUUGAGCUGGUAGUAAAGACAUACCGCCAUUGAUGGUUGGAUCCGAGGACUCAUUAUCAUAAACCUUCAUGAGCACUUCUAUAUGUCACGAAGGCAUACUUAACGUGAUGCAAGAAUCUCACCAGCCAAUUAUAUGCUGCAACCUCCCCAGAUAGAAGGUUACACCUUAUUUCAGAAGGUAAUUAAACAUAGUUGCUCUCUACGAACUUCAUUUGUCUGUGAAAUUAUACAUGAUCUUAAUCAGCCGCCUAUGUAUAUUAUCAUGUUAUUCCUAGAUGGACCAAUUAGAAAAAGAAAGUUCAAAUAUACAAGUCAUUAAACUUGGUCUCCAA